AUGGUCUGCCUCUAUCAAUUCGCCACCACUUGGAACGCGUUUAUGGAAGCCCGAAUGAUUGUCGGAGUUGUGGUUGACGGUAUCGCGAUCAGUAGCGGGGAUUUGCCAGCGAUCAUCAACCAGGGAACAGCUGCCAGAGGUGUCCUCAAGCUCGGCCUGGCAGUCGGCCUUGGUACUCUAAAUGGUGUCAAGAACUCUUAUGAUUUUUGGGUGCCCUCUGCUGAUGCGUAUAAUGGUAACUCAUCAGAGUUCAUGAGCAGGAAGGAUAAGGUCCAGGAUAUGUCCGACUUCCUCCUCUCGAGCAUCUCAGGAGAGUCUCCAAUACCCCGGACGGACACGCGCCGAUAUGCUGACGACACUGCGCUGAUUUGGUCACCAAGGCACACCGGUUCAAGUGGUUGUAUGUAUCCGUUGAAUACUGGAACUUGUACCAACCCUACAGGAGCUAACGAGCUCGGCUCGUGGUCGCCUAAGGAAGCAAUAGAACUUAUGAAGUCGAUAAAGUCGAGGUCUGAUGCCAUUCUCAUGGUUGACGACGGACUACCGGAGAUGCUUCGGGCGUAA
Perkinsus marinus ATCC 50983 is the source of this 564-nucleotide messenger RNA. RefSeq lists its product as hypothetical. The transcript is spliced from 3 exons. Lineage: Eukaryota; Perkinsozoa; Perkinsida; Perkinsidae. The record is from RefSeq and is a predicted model, not a curated record. Bases 1 to 564 code for a protein of 187 amino acids.